UGGCUAUAUGCAGGAGGUGGAGAAUGACGGAGAGAAAGCCUCGGAACUUCAAGAAAAAAUCAAGGACUUACUGAAGGGGUUCCAAGACAUUCUUCCCGACGAUCUCCCGGACGAACUAUCGCCAUACCGAACGCACCAACACGAGAUCGUGGAGGAACCAGGUUUGAAACCGACCUUCCGAGCACCAUAUCGGCUAAGCCCCACAGAACUAGCCAACAUGAAGAAGCAGAUCAAGUAUCUCCUCGCCAAAGGACUCAUCCAACCAUCCACUUCGCCAUACGAUGCCCCAGUACUCUUCACACCGAAACCGGACGGAAGCCUGCGGAUGUGCAUCGUCUACCGAGCUCUCAACAAGCAGACCAUCAAGAACAAAUACCCGAUACCACGAAUCGAUGAACUGCUUGACCAGCUUCGGGGAGCCACGGUAUUUUCAAAACUAGAUGUGCGGUCCGGAUACUGGCAUAUAAGAAUGGCGGACGAUUCCGUUCACAAAACUGCUUUCCGAACUCGGUACGGAUCGUACGAGUAUUUGGUCAUGCCGUUCGGAUGCACCAACGCACGUGCAACAUUCUAAGCUGAGAUGAAUCAUAUCCUAUGC
Molecule: messenger RNA, 598 nt
Organism: Closterium sp. NIES-67
Lineage: Eukaryota; Viridiplantae; Streptophyta; Zygnematophyceae; Desmidiales; Closteriaceae
Source: the annotation of a GenBank genome assembly